Heterocephalus glaber (naked mole-rat) is the source of this 10682-nucleotide messenger RNA. It is a transcript of the gene Ppargc1b, whose product is annotated as PPARG coactivator 1 beta. Gene Ontology annotation, biological process: positive regulation of transcription by RNA polymerase II. The record is from RefSeq and is a predicted model, not a curated record. NCBI's taxonomy places the organism in Eukaryota, Metazoa, Chordata, Mammalia, Rodentia, Bathyergidae. Gene Ontology annotation, cellular component: nucleus. Gene Ontology annotation, molecular function: transcription factor binding; RNA binding.
CCGCAUUGCUGCGCAGCCAUCGGGCUGCUGGCUGGGGCACCACCACUUGGCUGGGGUCGCCUUCCUCUCUGCUGGGGGCUGCGGCACUGGGUCGCGGUGCCAGACGCUGCGCAGGAAAGUGGGGGUGCGACCCCUGGCUCGCGCAGCCCCGCCCCCAGAGUCAGCGGCCCUGCGGCAGCCCGGGGCCGAGCUCCGCCCUCCACCUCCCGCCGGCCUCGCCGCCUCCUCCCUCCUCCCUCGCGCGCUCCCUCCCCUCGGCCGGCUCGGCGCUGACUCCGCCGCACGCUGCAGCCGCGGCUGGAAGAUGGCGGGGAACGACUGCGGCGCUCUGCUGGAUGAAGAGCUCUCCUCUUUCUUCCUCAACUAUCUCUCCGACACGCAGGGUGGGGGAUCCGGGCAGGAGCAACUCUGUGCCGACUUUCCCGAGCUCGACCUCUCCCAGCUGGACACCAGCGACUUUGAUUCAGCCACCUGCUUCGGGGAGCUGCAGUGGUGCCCGGAGAACUCUGAAACCGAGCCCAGCCAGUACAGCCCCGACGACUGCGAGCUCUUUCAGAUUGACAGUGAGAAUGAGGCCCUCCUGGCGGCCCUCACCAAGACCCUGGACGACAUCCCCGAGGAUGAUGUGGGGCUGGCCGCCUUCUCGGCCCUGGAUGAAGGAGACACACCAUCCUGCACGUCAGCCUCACCUGCACCCUUGUCUGCGCCGCCCAGCCCUGCCCCAGAACCCGUGGCCCCAGCCUCAGAGGUGGAUGAGCUUUCCCUGCUGCAGAAGCUCCUCCUGGCCACAUCCUCCCCACCGUCAAGCUCUGACACUCAGAAGGAGGGGACCACUUGGCGCCAGGCUGGCCUCAGGCCCAGAAGUCAACGGCCAUGGGUCAAGAUGGACAGCGCCCAGGACAAGAAGGCCCCCAUGUCACAGUCUCAGAGCCGGAGUUGUACAGAACUACAUAAGCACCUCACUUCGGUGCCAUCAUGUCCCCAGGCAAAAGCCUGUUCUCCAGAGAGGGGCCUGCAACGGCCACUGCCCCUGAGUCCCCAGCUUCUUGCCAAGGAGGACUAUGCGAGCACUCAGCCAGCUCCAGCCUCUCACCUGGAUGCUGUGACACUGGGAAGGGCAAGCCCCUGUCCCCAGGUUCCCCAGGAGGACGUGCAGGCAAUGGUGCAGCUCAUCCGCUACAUGCACACCUACUGCCUCCCCCAGAGGAAGCUGCCCCCACAGCCCCCUGAGCCGGCUCCCCAGCCCCAAGGCAGCCCCUCCAGGCAGGUCCGGCCCCAGCCCCGGCCCCCCUCCAAAGCCUCCUGGGCUGAGUUCUCCAUCCUGAGGGAACUUCUGGCUCAAGAUGUCCUCUGUGAUGUCAGCAAACCCUACCGCCUGGCCACACCUGUCUAUGCCUCUCUUACACCCCAGUCAAGGCCAAGGCUCCCCAAAGACAGCCAGGCCUCCCCUGCUCACCCAGCCCCAAUGGAGGAGGUGAGGAUCACAGCUUCACCCAGGAGCUCAGGGCCCCGGCCGAGCCUGCGUCCACUUCGGCUGCAGGUGAAAGGUGUUGUCAGCCGGUCUGCCAGGCUAAAGCAGCAGGCGGAAGAUGAGGAGGAGGAAGAAGAGGAGGACGACGAAGAAGAGGAAGAAGAGGAGGAGGAGUGGGGAAGGAAAAGGCCAGCCCGAGGUCUGCCAUGGACCAAGCUAGGGAAGAAGCUGGAAAGCUCUAUGUGCCCUGUGCGACGUUCUCGGAGACUGAACCCUGAACUGGGCCCCUGGCUGACAUUCUCUGAUGAGUUGCUGGCCCCCUCAGAGCCCCAAGGUGCUCUGCCCUCACUGCACCUGGCUCCUAAGACCUGGAACAUGGAGGGACAGCUGGGCAGCCCCACGGAUGAGGACAGUGUCCAAGACCAGCAGCUCCUACGGGGACCCCAGAUCCCUGCCCUGGAGAGUCCCUGCGAGAGUGGGUGUGGGGACACGGAUGAGGACCCCAGCUGCCCACAGCUCCCUUCCAGAGACUCUUCAAGGUGCCUCAUGCUGGCCUUGUCACAAAGCAACCCUCCUUUUGGGAAGAAGAGCUUUGAGCAGACCCUCACAGUGGAGCUCUGUGGCACGGCAGGACUCACACCCCCUACCACACCUCCCUAUAAGCCCACAGAGGAGGAUCCCUUCAAGCCAGACAUCAAGCACAGCCUGAGCCAAGAGACAGCUCCCAGCCCCCACUCCCGUGGGGCCCUCCAGCUCACGGCUGCCCCAGGAGCUUCCCCGAAGCUGCCUAAGAAGCUCUCAGAACAGAGUGAGCUCCUGUCCCACCUUCGACAUGUCCCAACUCAGCCUGCCUCCCAGGCUGGCCAGAAGCGCCCCUUCUCCUGUUCCUUUGGAGACCAUGACUACUGCCAGGUGCUCAGGCCAGAGGGGGCCCUGCAGAGGAAGGUGCUGAGGUCCUGGAAGCCAUCUGGGGUCCACCUUGAGGACUGGCCCCAGCAAGAUGCCCCCUCACGGGCAGAGACUCAGGUCCCUAGGAAGGAAAAGGACCGAAGCUGUGAUGUCUGCAUGCCACCCAAGGACAAUGUGCAGCUGAGAGACCACGAGAUCCGCGCCAGCCUCACCAAGCACUUUGGGCUGCUGGAGACUGCCCUGGAGGACGAAGACCUGGCCUCGUGCAAGAGCCCUGAAUAUGAUGUCUUUGAGGACAGCAGCAGCAGCAGUGGUGAGAGCAGCUUCCUCCUGGAGGAAGAGGAAGAGAGGGAGGAGGAGGAGGACAAUGAUGGAGAGGACUUGGGGGUCAGCCCUCCUUGCUCUGACCACUGCCCCUACCAGAGCCCGCCCAGCAGGGCCAAUCAGCAGCUCUGUCCCUGCAGCCACUCCAGCUCUGGCUCCUCAUCCUGCCGCUCCUGGUCACCAGCCACCCAAAGGAACUUCAGAUGUGAAAGCAGAGGGCCAUGUGCAGAUGGAACCCCAAGUUUCCGGCGCGCCAGGAAGCGGCAGGAAAAGGCCAUUGGUGAAGGCCGCGUCGUGUAUGUUCGAAAUCUCUCCAGCUACAUGAGCUCCCGAGAGCUAAAGAAGCGCUUUGAGGUGUUUGGCGAGAUCGUAGAAUGCCAGGUGCUGACAAGAAGUAAGAGAGGCGAGAAGCAUGGCUUCAUCACCUACCGGUGUUCUGAGCAUGCGGCCCUGUCCCUGCAGAAUGGCACUGCCCUGAGGAAGCGCAACGAGCCCUCCUUCCAGCUGAGUUCGGGCAGGCUCCGGCACUUCCACUGGCCCCAACACUCUGACUACGAUGGCAAUCCAGAGGAGGCCCUUCCUGCAUCUGGGAAAAGCAAGUACGAAGCCAUGGAUUUUGACAGCUUGCUGAAAGAGGCCCAGCAGAGCCUACAUUGAUAACAGCCUUAACCUCCGAGGAAUACCUCAAUACCUCAGACAAGGCCCUUCCAAUAUGUUUACGUUUUCAAAGAAAGAAGUAUAUGAGAACGAGAGAGCGAGCAAGCAUGCGUGAGAGAACACACGUGAGAGAGACUUGAAACUACUGUCCUUUUAAAAAACAAAUCGAUGUUUACAUUGCACAAAGCUGCUUCUGUCUGUGAGUUUCCAUGAUGUUGAUGUUCCACUGCCACAUUAGGGUCCUCGCUUUCAAAAGUUGUCCUGCGUGCACCUCGAAGUGCGGGGUCAGUCACCCUCUGCCCUCCUGCCCGACUGACUUCCUCUCGUAGACUUGCAGCCUGUUCAUCAUAACAUCUGUCUGUAGUGUGUGAUGAUGAAAUUUUCACUUGUGAAUAGAAUCAGGAUUAUAAACUCAUUUUUAAUUGAAGAAAAAAGUAUAUCCUUAAAAUAAUGUAUCUAUGGCUCAGAUGUACUGUGCCCAGGAUUAUUGUAUCGCUUCCUUGAUUUUUAACUAUGCACAGUCAUGAGGUGUUUGCCAUUGAGCUGCGCUGCUCCCCUGCCAGAUUGCCCUGGAGGUGCUGAGGGUGCUGGUUGGCUGGUCCCCAGGAAAGCACAGCCUGCAGCCACAGCUAGAAAUGGAGACAUGUUUCUGGGCCUCUUCUGCCAAGUCCUCCCGUGACUUAUUUUGAGCGAGUUUGGGCCAAGUCGCAGUGCGAGCCCCCGUCUCAUGCCCAGCGCACACUGAAGAGCACGUCCAUCUAUUAGAGCUCAGAUCUCGUGUAAAGCCAGGGUAAGCUACUUUCUUUCCAUUUUCCAGGGGAAGCAGCAGUGCCCUGCAGGGAAAAGUGACUUGCCCAUGGACCCAUGGCCAGUGAGAAGGCAGAGCAGUGAUCCACCCCAGGCCUUCUUAUUCUGGUCCCCAACUGCUAUAGUAGCUGGGGUGAAGAUGCCAUGCUCGGGGACUGGUAGAGGUGUGUUAGACUAUAUUGGGUGACAGACUAGAAGCCAAAGGCCUCAUCUGGGGGCCAAGUCAGCAGUGGACUCAUGAGCAUUAGACAAGUCCCAGCUCCAACACGAGCCUGGGUGCACCUUCAGCUUUGAUCCUGAGUGGACACAGCAUCAGGGCUUUGAGGCAUCAGUGCAGUGGUACAGAUGGACUAUUGGUCUAAGAGCAGUCAUCCGUUGGGGGCCAGCUGCUAGCCCAUCCUGCUGUCUUCACUUUGGCUUCAUCUGUGAUGUAGUUUUGAUGGCUAGGGCAGGGGUGCCAGGAUGAGGGUGUGUGGCUGGGGACAAAUGCAGCGGUAUCCUUGCUCCCUUCAAACUUAGGAAACAUUCAAAUUGGGCUUUACUUCAAACUUUGUGUUCUUGAGUGGUGGCAAAGCCAUGCCCAGCUUGAUGUGCUGUGGGUACCUUGGAGGGAAAGCAUGGCCAGGCAGACCAUGAGCAUAUUGCUUCUGCUUCAGACUGGCUCAUCUUCGGUCUUUUUUCAUAUGUCAGAGUUCCUUGGGACAUUUCUGUAUUUAAGGAAAAAAAUGUCCCUACCACUUUAAAAAGUUUGAAAGUGAUUCAUUAAAUAAGCUAAGUUUCCUUUUGUCGCUGGCAGGUAUAGUCCUUUGAGAAUUGGUAAGCGGUGCCCACAAUCUUGCCUAGGUGAUGAGGGUACUCCCCACCCAUGGAAAAGGCUGGAGAAGUCAGCCUUUAGCAGGAACAGGGAAUUUGAGCUCCUGUGUAUCUAGUCAAUUGAUCACUCCAGAUUCCAGUGUGCUUUUCUGUGAAAUGGAUGGAAGAGGAGAAUUAGGCAGGUUUCAACAAUCGUAGCUUCUGUUAAGGAAGUGUCCAGCUUGACAGCAAAUACACAGCACAUGUGCCACUACUUGGACAUCCUUGGCCAAUGCAGACAUAACUAACUAGUCACAGCACUCCUAUUCCUUGAGCCUGGAUGUGCUGUUAGAAUCCUCAACACAGUGCUCUAGGCAGUCAUUACUAAUUGAUGCGUUUGUUUGACAUCCUGGUCUAAUCUUUGGAAGAUUUCCAUCAGUCAUACAGAACUAUAUGCUGGCUGGGUUUCAUGCUAGCUUGUCCCUGUCUGUCAUGUCCUGAUCAAUGAAAGAAAUGUCCCUAAAGCCAUUCCUUGGCUCAAGAUAGCCAGUACUACUGUGACAUACAUCUUUGCUUGAGGAGGGUGGAAUGGGAGUGAGGGGUAGUAGACAGGAACAUAUUUAGGGAAGGUAGGGAUUACAAGGAUGGACCAAAGAAAGGACUUUCCACAGCACAGGCCCAAUCAUUCUAGAUCUCUGUAUAGCUGCUCACUGCUUAGCACAAGGUAGGUGCAUCAUAAAUGGAAGGAAUAGAAGUAAAAUCCUUCUGAUGCCUCCACUAAGACCUGAUUUGCAUCAAGGAGCAAACAGGCUUCACCCUGUAGAUAGGAAAGACACUGGAUUCAGAGUGUGGAGAGCAGGGUGAGUCCUGACUUCACCAAAAAUUUCCUCUAUAGCUUUGCUCAGUUCUUUCCCUCCCUGAGCCUCAGCGUGCUGGAAGAAUUUGUCAGAUGAUAUCUUCUAUUUGCUUCUUCCUCAGUUACACUAGGCCAAGGGUUCUACCUUGGGCUGGUGGUUCCUUAAGAUAAAGAAAUGCAGAUUUUUAGGGAAAGAUGAGCCUCUCCCUCCCCACCUUUAGAGUCAACUGAAGCUGCCCUUUCACAUGAGUUCAGUGCCAGGCACUUGACAUCGCUUAGACAUUUGCCCUUGAGCAGAGCAGGGCUGAACAUGCUAUUGGGACCUGAUGUACCCAAGGUCAGGGCUGGGGCCACUGAUAGGGAGGGUGGAUGCCUGCCAAGGGCAUCCAGCAGUGUCUGCCUGACAUCCCAUACCAGAGAGACUACAAGUUCUCAAGUUGACCAACCCCGUAGACUACUAUCCGGAAGACUCACCCGGUGCUGUGUAACAUUUACCAAGGAGUCUCCAGGGUCUCUCCAGGGAGAGUCAACCUUGGUCUCUUUCCCACCAAAUUAAGGAGUAACCCAGAGGGAGCAGCUGCCAUUGGCAACCAUCUCAUCAUAGUUCUGUUCUAGUAUUUGUUCUCAAUGAUGUUUACAUGUGAUUGCCAUAACCGCUUCCUGUAGACUAUGUGGACAGCUGCCCGUGUAGGAGGCUGUACUGUCCAUCUCUGUGCCGUGCUGGUGUUUUCCAGAAAUAUCCAACCGCUAAGUGGAAUUCUUCCAUCUCCUUCCUCAGUCGGUACAGGCUGAAUCAGAAUCCCCACUCUCGGGGGCUCUGGUUACCGAAGGAAAAUGCAUCAAAUAGGUAAAGAAUCUGAGUGGAUGGAGUGCAGCUAAGAUCCCCACUCCCUUACCCCCAUGCCUUCCCCGCCCCUGCCAGAAAACUGCUUUUGAGUCAGAAAGCACCUGUAGGGGUCCCCCAGUACCCCUAAGUAGCACUUAGAAAAGCAGCAGGGCUCCAGGGGUAGACAGGAGAGGAGGAAUGCUCUGAGUAGCAGACUCAGUAUUCAAGUCCUGACAUGGGAAAAGAUAGUCAAAUGUCUUUCACAGUCCAAAACCUUAUUGAUUUUUUGAAAGGGAUUUCUCCUAGAUGUACGCAAUGUGCCUGCUGAGGCCGCCGUGUAGGUGGUGAGCAGAGGGACAGGGAAGGCGUUGGCAGCCCUGUUCUUCUGUGUGGAUAAGCCUGGUCCAUGAACCAGGCCUUGAAUGCAAUUGAAUGCAGCUGAGCCUGCAGCCUGAGAUGGGGUCAUCUCAACUAUGAAGCAGCAUCAACCCUAGAGAUAAGUUGAUGUGACUCACUGAUGUCAAAAUUCCAGUAUUUUUUUUAGCAUUUGAGAUUUAGCACUGUGGUGUUUGGGGGAAUGCUGUAUCCCAGUGUCAGAUAUGACCAAGGGGGAAGAAAUGGAAAUAUAUUAGCAAAAUGAACCUAAUGGUUUCAUUGGCCAAAGAAGAGGGACCCUCUCACCCCUCCCCACUGGGGCAGAAGGAAACCGACUGGAACCUAUGUGCAAUAUACUAAAGUUGUUCCCAAAGUCCUGAGGUGUUUGCACACUGCUUGCAGAGUCGGGAGGUACAGGGUAAAUGGAGGGAGGGCCUGGGAGUAGAAGCCACAUGCACUGAGAUGCCCUUGCUCAGCACAGAUGUGGAGGAAGGGAGCCCCUGGUGCCAGCUGCAGGGUGCCCAGGAUGUAGGCAGAGGCUGACUUUGCAUUAAGCAAUAGAAGCAUGGAGUCAACACUGAUACUGUAUACUGGCCCCGUGUUUCUCCACUGGCAAAGCUGGGUUUCCUUUGGCUGUGUAAGGUGCUGUCCCAGAGACUGGGGGGUGGGGGGGUCCAGAAGGGGGCUGGUGUGAGGGAGGAGAGGGCAGAAGAUCCUUCCAAGCAGCAGCAGCCACAGGGGAGCCAGCCCCAAAGCCAGCCCUUCACUGGCCUCUUUGCCAGUGAAGCCCUAGAAACAGGGAAUGAUAGAUCUUGGUGCCUACUUUUGUAGAAAGAUUCAAAACAGCCAAGCCAACCGAAAUGGGUGUUUGGAACAAACCAUUUAACUAUAAGCCAUCUCUGAGUGAGAAGCCCCAAGGUUUCUUACUUGCUGUGUGACCUUAGGCCCCUUUCUCCUACUCUAACAAAUGAGAUGCUUAAAAGAAGGUAUGCGCAUUCCCAGCCUGGAGCAAGGCAAGUCCGUCUCCCCUGUGAAGCCAAUUUAUUCUCUGGCUGUGUCCAGCUCCGGGUCAGGGAGAAGGUCUCUGCAAGGGACCAGCCCCCAGCAGGUCCAGUCCUACACAGUCCUGGCUGAGUGGCCUUGUAUGAGGAGGCCCACUCUCCAGGACAGAUCUAAGCCAUAGUUCCUAGUGGGGAUGGUGAGAAACAACCCCCAGCUCGGCUCAGUGGCCACCUCAGUCUCACAUUAGCCUUCUCAUUGUCCCCACCGAACAGCUUUUAAUGCGAAUGUUGUGACCACUUGGCUGUUUCUCUCUUGCUCUCAGACAAUACUAGCAAUACACUUGUUUUUGCAAAACAACUUCACUUAGGCACUUUUCACACAUUUCUUUCAAAUGACUGUAAAACAUAUGGGGCAACAGGAGGCAUGGAUCACACUGCAUACGUUUAGGGCAGCUUUUGUUUUUUGUUUCUUCGAUGGUAUAUAGCAGUAGUAACUGAGGCUUCGGUUUUGCCGGGGACAGAUUUUCAGAAAUUAGGUUUCAUCAGAACACCUUGCACAGCCAGAAGGAGUACAGAAAUACAGCUGCCCAAAUUGGGGGGAGGGGAGGUGGAAAUUAUGGGUUUUGUAGGUGGUCAGUCCCUGGGUUGUACAAUUCCUCCGAAGGUGUUCAUAUAGCUAGCACCUGCUUUGUGCUAUAUUAUUAUUAUUUUUUUUUGGUCAAAGGAUUCUCCAAGGAAGCCUUAAAAAGCCUCCUUUUUCCCUUUGCUGGCCUUGCUCAUGGGGGACUUGGGAAGGGCAGUGGUCAGUCGCCACCUCAGCACUUUGCCUUAUCAAUAUGCGGAUGCCAUCUAGUGGCCAAAGCCUGUAUCCACCAGCUACCCAGAUGGAAGGCAAGUAAAUCCCUUCGGCCUGCCCCCUGACUGCCCAACACUAACUUUGGGAACGGAUUAUAAUGGCAUGAGUGAACUGUGUGGGUGUUCAGAGCUCAGUGUGACACCGGGAUCAAAAGAUUCCAGAAGCAGUCACUUAAACUCUUGCACUGUCCAUGAAAUGCACUAGAUGUCCUGUGGGUAAAGACAAGAGUGGACCAGGCAGGCGUCUGGGUGUCUGGGAGGGGUUUGCUAUAACUGCAAUACUGGCAGCCUGGCUGCUGACCUUGUUAAGUGAACCUCUGCUAGGUGGCCACCGUAUACCCUUGGGACAAGGGAAGAAAGAGGUUGGGAAUGAGAAUUGGGGCAGAGGGUUGCUGGCCAGGACCUUCGAUAUGGUCCACCAAAUGGCCAAAUAGGUUUUGUUUGUUUGUUUUUAUUUUUGUAUUUUGUAUUUUAAAAUUUUGUCAAAUGUUUUUGUGUUAGGAAUAAAAAGUCAUAAACUAUUCCCAACUUUGUUUCUUGAGGGAUGUUUUGAUUCCGAUUGAAACAGGUUGGAAAUCUCAAGGGGGCAUGGUCUGGGUGGUAUGUGGAACAGGGCAGUGGAUCGCUUGGAUUUCCAGAUGGUUUCUGGGGAAGAUGACCAUCUAGAAGUCCAGCUCAGUGCAGUCUGCUCCAGAAGUUCACGCCCACCCCCUUUCCUCCCCAUGCCAUGUUAUCAUUGGCUUGGAGCAUCUGCUUCUCCCAGAGGCAGCUGCUGAUGUUGAAACCAAUACAAGCUCCCUCUCCCUGACCCCAGGUCCUUAGAGAUGAUGUCUGUAGCUAGCCUUAAUGACUGGGCAAGGUGGUCCCAUGGUCCCUUCCAGCAUUUCCAAAUCUUGGACUCAAAAUCCUUUUCUCUUGGUGUGACCAUGCAGCCUGGAGAAUUCUGAGCAAUAGGGAGCCAGGGCUUUCCCUGGCUCUGUGACAGGGUCAAACCAGGGAAUGGCUAAACUUGGAGGUUUUGUCAUCCCCAGAGGUACUACUGUAGGGGGCAUUAUUUAUUAGGAAGCUCAACAAGGUAACUACAGCCUGGGGUGCGUGAGUGUAAGGCUGUGUUUGUUGUGUGUAUGCGUGUGUAUGUGUGUGUGCAUGUACGUGCACUUGUGUAUGCAUGUGCACACGUGUCUGUGCCUGUGUGUGUAUAAUUACAUUGAUGCAUUUCUUGAGAAAGGUGCAAGAAUUUCACCUACACAGAGGGACACAUCUGCUUUGUUAUUUAUAAUAGAAAGCUAAAUUUUAAUUUUUUAAAGGACACUGCUAAUGAUUGAGAAUCGAGUUUUUAGUUUUGCUAUUUUUUUAAUUGGUAGAGGAUUUUUAUAUAUUUUUUCCAUUUUGUUGGGUUGUGUCCUUAUUUAUAUAAAUACUUUAUCUGUAAGAAGCAAGGAAGAAAUCUUCUUCACUUUUAAUUAUUGUGGUUGUCAUUGUCCUCAUUUUAUUUCUGGUGUGAUUUAUCUGUCUUAUCUUCUAAAUGAGAAAAUGUUUCCCUGUAUUUGUACAUUGUCAGAAUCUAUAGUUUCAUAGAUAAUUUAACCAAAUUGCUCUAUGUAUUAUUAUUCUGUGAGUAUAAAGUUCUAUUUUAAUGUCUGUAAAUACUUCAGAACUGGCUUCUUUUCUCAAGCUCCCACUGUGGAGUUAUUGUUUACAUCACAAAACUGUAGAAUCUCUAUGCUCAUGUACUGUAAAUAGUGAAGUGAUCUGCUUAUAAAUAAACUUAACAAAUACACUAUGAGAUUAAAAGACAAUACCACCCCA